ACCCACUUUCAACUUUCCACAUAAAGCAAAAGAUUGGCAUCCUCAACAUUUCUCCAAAAGAGGAGCAGCAGCUGCUCUUCAUCCAUCCAUUCUCCAUCAUACCUCCUGCACAAUUGUGAAUUCAGAUCUUGGAUCUGCCUAGCAACAAAAGAAGAGUGAGAAAACCCCAAGAUCAGCGAGAUGGGGAGAGGAAAGAUUGUGAUACGCAGGAUCGACAAUUCGACGAGUAGGCAAGUAACUUUCUCCAAAAGAAGAAAUGGGUUGCUUAAGAAGGCUAAGGAGCUAUCAAUCCUUUGUGAUGCAGAAAUUGGAGUUAUUAUCUUCUCCAGCACAGGCAAACUCUAUGACUAUGCAAACACUAGUAUGAAGUCCAUCAUCGACCGCUACAACAAACAGAAGGAGGAGCAACAGCAGCUGUUAAAUCCUGCUUCGGAAGUCAAGUUUUGGCAAAGGGAGGCAGCGAGCUUGAGGAAGGAACUGCAAUACCUGCAAGAAUGCCAUCGGCAAUUAAUGGGAGAAGAACUGUCUGGUUUGAGCGCCAAGGAUCUACAGAAUCUAGAAAACCAGCUGGAGAUGAGUUUGAAAGGAGUUCGAAUGAAAAAGGACCAAAUUUUAACUGAUGAAAUUAAAGACCUGAACCGAAAGGGUAAUCUAAUCUAUCAAGAAAACCUUGAGCUGCACAAGAAGGUUAAACUCGUCAGUCAAGAAAAUUCGGAACUGCGUGAGGUACAAGUCUUGGCAGCACAUGAAUCACUAAGAAAUAUUUUUCACCUCCCCUUCAGCUCCAAACUUAAUCUUUUACCACCAAAAAGGAACCUUGACAGAAUAUAUACACCCGGUCGGUGUAGAAUGCACUCCCAAUCCUACAACCAGUUAGCUCUUCAACAUAGAAUAGAAUUUAAUGUCUUGUGCAUAGGAACCCUAUCAAGAGCAGUAAGCCAUAACUAACAUAAAGUGAAACCUAAACUUCAGGAUUUUAGAAACUGAACACUCAUAACCGCACUCUUAUCCCAGGUUUAUGGAAAACAGAAUGUGGAUGGAGCAAACAGAGCUUCCAAGGCCCCUUGCACAGUAGGAAAUGGAUAUGACUCGCAUGCCCCAAUCCACCUCCAAUUGAGCCAACCACAUACUCAUAACAUCGAGGCACCAGGAAAAUCAAUGAAACUGGGGUAAGUUCUUUUCGCGAGAUAUGGGAAACUGUACAACUGAUAGUUAUGAGAAAUUGGCUUAACCAUAAUCCAAUGACAUUCUUUUCAAAAUUUGCAACAGGCUGCAACUUCAAUAGUGAAAGCAGUUUAUAUCUGAAGAUGGUUAUCAAUCAUCAUCCAUUAAAUUGAUCCCAAGUUGAAGUGUGCACGCUUUCUAGCGAUGAGAUCUCAAGCCUCAGCUAAGAUAAAUAUGUUCAGCAGCUCAACCAUCCUAUUUGGUAUGAUAUAUUUUAUACAAUGUUUAGAGAAUGAUGUAAAUGAUUGCUGGACAAGCUAUCUGUAUCAAAUAUGCAAGAAUGGAAAGCUCAAUAUGAGUUGGGUACUCUAGACGUCUAAAACAUUUAAAUGUGAUCAACAAUAUUGAACUACUAGAAGAAAUGUGCUAUGUAUAUAUGCUUUGCUUAGUGAAGAUUCAUAAGACUAA
Molecule: messenger RNA, 1632 nt
Organism: Populus euphratica (Euphrates poplar)
Lineage: Eukaryota; Viridiplantae; Streptophyta; Magnoliopsida; Malpighiales; Salicaceae
Product: MADS-box transcription factor 23-like
Exons: 7
Coding region: 181-948 (255 amino acids)
Biological process (GO): positive regulation of transcription by RNA polymerase II
Cellular component (GO): nucleus
Molecular function (GO): RNA polymerase II transcription regulatory region sequence-specific DNA binding; protein dimerization activity; DNA-binding transcription factor activity
Source: RefSeq, a predicted model, not a curated record